Molecule: messenger RNA, 2693 nt
Organism: Ziziphus jujuba (common jujube)
Lineage: Eukaryota; Viridiplantae; Streptophyta; Magnoliopsida; Rosales; Rhamnaceae
Product: LRR receptor-like serine/threonine-protein kinase IOS1
Exons: 13
Coding region: 1-2658 (885 amino acids)
Biological process (GO): protein phosphorylation
Molecular function (GO): protein binding; protein kinase activity; ATP binding
Source: RefSeq, a predicted model, not a curated record
AUGGAGAUUUCGAAACACCUUGAGUAUGCAAUAUUGCCUCUUGUUAUUGCUUUUCUGUACCUUGUUCACGCACAGGACCAAUCCGGCUUCAUUAGCUUAGACUGUGGGCUUCCAAAAGACUCUCGCUACUUAGAGCCAUCAACAGAUAUUGAUUAUAUUUCAGACGUACCAUUCAUUAGCAGUGGCAUAAGUAAGAGCAUAUUGCCGGAAUAUAAAUUAGCUACCCAACCACGGCAUGUAGAAUAUGUAAGAAGCUUCCCUCAAGGAGUCCGCAACUGUUACAAACUAAAUGUUACAAGAGCUGCCAAGUAUUUGAUCAGAACCACUUUUCUGUAUGGCAAUUAUGACGGCCAAAAUAAGUUGCCGAGAUUUGAUCUGUACCUGGGACCUAAUAAAUGGGUUACAGUUAAUUUCAGCUCAGUGAAUUUAAGUAUCAUGAAGGAGAUCAUACAUAAUACCUCGCAAAGUCAUCUACAAAUCUGUCUUGUAAACACCAAUUCGGGAACACCUUUUAUUACAGCAUUAGAAUUGAGGCCCCUCAGAAAUGACACUUAUUUUACGUCAACUGGGUCUGGGUCAUUGGCACUCACCCAUCGCUUCGAUAUUGGUUCCACCGCCAAUCAAUCAUACAGGUACCCGUCCGACUUAUUUGAUCGUAUUUGGACGCCCUAUACACAGAAAGACUGGACCACAAUAACAACCUCGCUUGCAGUAUACUACGCCAAUGUUGCAAUGGAUUUCCAGCCGCCCUCUAUCGUAAUGAGCACGGCGGCAGAGCCAUUGAAUGCUAGUGCUGCUUUGGAAUUCUAUUGGGAACCAGAAGGUGAGAGUAGCCAAUAUUAUGUGUACAUGCACACUGCUGAACUCCGAAAACUCCAAUCCAACCAGUCCAGAAUGUUCGAUAUCUAUCUGAAUGGGAACAAGUGGUUAUCUGGUGAAGCUGUGGUCCCUAGCUACUUAAAGUCAUUCGCAGUAUACAGCACCGGUAAUAUUGUGGUAUCAACAAAUUAUAGUUUCUCAUUCAUUCGGCUGAAAAAUUCAACUCUCCCACCAAUCCUUAACGCUCUUGAGGUCUAUAAGUUUAUAGAAUUUUCCCAACCAGAAACACACCAAGAUGAUGCCGAUGCCAUCGCCAACAUAAAGUCAACUUACGGAAUAGGUAGAGAUUGGCAAGGAGAUCCAUGUUUUCCAGUAGCAUUCUUAUGGUCAGGUCUAUAUUGCAACCACAAAGAUUAUGUUACCCCUAGAAUCACAUCCUUGAACUUGUCAUCAAGUGGAUUGACUGGCGAGAUAACCUCAUACAUAUCCAGUCUCGUUAUGUUAGAAUCUUUGGAUUUAUCAAACAAUAGCUUAACUGGAUCAGUUCCUGAUUCUCUAUCUCGCUUAAAAAAAUUGUCUGUCCUAAAUUUAAAAGGAAACAAGCUCAGAGGUUCAGUUCCAGCUGAACUCGUUCAAAAGUCAAUGAAUGGUUUUCUGUCAUUAAGCGUUGAAGACAAUGAAAAUCUUUGCGCAUCCCUUUCAUGCAAAAAGAAGAAAAAUAUUCUCAUUCCAAUUGUAUCAUCAAUUGGUGCACUGCUCGUCCUGUUAAAUGCAGCAGCUAUCUUUGUGGUCCUAAAACGAAAAAAGCAACCUGGUAUAGGUGCGAGAUCGACUGACCAGAAUAACACAUUAGAGCCUAAAAAACGUCAAUUUACGUAUUCUGAGGUUCUAAAAAUGACAAAUAACUUUGAGAGAACUCUUGGCAAAGGAGGAUUUGGAACAGUAUUCCAUGGCCUUAUAGAGGGCACUGAAGUUGCAGUAAAAAUGUUGUCUUCCACAUCGGUUCAGGGGUAUCAACAAUUUCAAGCAGAGGUUAAGCUUCUAAUGAGAGUUUAUCAUGGAAACUUGACAAGCCUUGUUGGGUACUGCUACGAAGGAACAAAUAUGGCUCUUAUCUAUGAGUACAUGGUCAAUGGAAAUCUUGAGUCAUAUCUUUCUGCAGGAGACGGAAGUGAAAAUGUGUUAAGGUGGGAAGGAAGGCUUCAAAUUGCCUUGGACGCAGCACAUGGAUUGGAGUAUCUGCACAAUGGAUGUAAACCACCUAUAGUACACAGAGAUGUGAAGACCUCUAAUAUAUUAUUAGCUGAGAAUUUUCAAGCCAAACUAGCUGAUUUUGGGCUAUCCAGAGUUUUCCCAAGUGGUGGUGGCACUCAUGUGUCUACCGCUAUUGCUGGUACCCCUGGUUACCUUGACCCUGAAUACUAUAAAACAAACAGGCUAAAUGAGAAAAGUGAUGUUUACAGUUUUGGAGUAGUUGUAUUAGAGAUAAUCACAAGCCAACCUGCCAUAAGUAGAAGCGAGGAAAGGACUCACAUAAGCCAAUGGGUUAGUAAUGUGGUUGCUGAUGGGGAUAUUAGAAGUCUGGUGGAGCCAAAGUUACAGGGGGAUUUCGAAGUUAAUUCAGUGUGGAAAGCUGUUGAAAUAGCAAUGACUUGUGUAUCUCCAACAUCCUCUCAAAGGCCAAAUAUGAACCAGGUGGUGACUGAACUAAAAGAUUGUUUAGCAAUAGAGGUAGCUCGGAAGAACCACAUUCCUCUUACUCAUUGGGCAGGAGCUGAUUCUGGUGAAAUGUUCUAUGUAGCCUCGUCUACCGGAUCAAUCAAUCCCUUACCAAGAUAACACAUUUUUAUUUAUUAUGAAAAUACUGAUAAUAA